Messenger RNA from Corythoichthys intestinalis (scribbled pipefish), 1971 nucleotides. RefSeq lists its product as uncharacterized. Lineage: Eukaryota; Metazoa; Chordata; Actinopteri; Syngnathiformes; Syngnathidae. The transcript is spliced from 2 exons. The record is from RefSeq and is a predicted model, not a curated record. The coding region runs from base 1 to 1971 and encodes 656 amino acids. Gene Ontology annotation, molecular function: ubiquitin protein ligase activity; protein binding; translation repressor activity. Gene Ontology annotation, biological process: proteasome-mediated ubiquitin-dependent protein catabolic process; protein polyubiquitination; negative regulation of translation.
AUGUUGCCGGGAAGUUCCUCGCCCGGCCCGGCGUCCCCGGUCUCGGACCGGGCGCACCGCGACCUGGCGCGGGCCGAGACGGAGCUCCGCCGCCUGCUGGAACGCCAGGCCGCCGAGGCCGACGCGGCCCGGCGGGGUUUGGAGCGCGCCGUCCUCGGAGUUCGUCGGGAAGAGCGCCGCCUGGUGGAGCGCGUGGAGCAGGACCACCGUGACGCGCAGCUGCGUCUGGAGCGGCUGGGCGAGGAGAACGCGACGGCCGCCCGAAUCGGCCGCGAAGCGCUGGAACGACGGCUGGAGGAGCUGAUCCUGCUUCGAAGGAAGACCCGGGAAGCCGACGGAAGCGUCGCCGAAGGGACGGCGUUGUCGGAAGGGGUGGCGGAGUUCCUCCGACCGUGGCGAGUCUCGUUUUGCCUGAAGAGGGUGAGCUUCAAACCCAGCGCCCAACCCGACGCCGUCGCUUUUGGUGACGUCCGAGUGCAGGCGCAGAGUCUGUCUUUGCAUACAGGAGGUUGCGGUCCGAACGGGCAGAUGUGCGCGCUCCAUUCUCUGGAAAUUCCAUCCACGGAAACGGAGCACCGCGAUGGGUUUUCUAGCCCGGAUCCCGAAUCAGAAGCCGACUCGAUCGCUUCCGUUCGGAAGAACAAAAAAUUCACGUCGCAAUCUGUCUUGCGGCAGAGGACGCAAUCCGUAUCAUGUCCGGAGAACAUCCCGAUCAUUUCUGUUCAAGACGGCAAAAAAGAUGAGGGUAGGAACGUAUCCUCGUCGUCCUCAAUUGCGUGGAGUCGAGAGAUCCGCGACAGACUUCGAAGCCGGUCCCGGGACGAACGUUGUUUCCGCGACUCACGGGCAGACAGCCCGGACUCGGACCGCACGUUUGUCGUGAGCUCUUCUCGGGAGGACGCGGGCGUUCGCGAGACGGGGGCGGAUUCGCCUCGCGCAUCGAGCUCCCCAGUAAACGGCGGGAAUUCGGAAACGUCGGACAAUCGCAGAAUCUUUGUGAGUUCGCCCCUUCCCGGCUCGGAUCUCUUGGUUUUCCACAGAGGGAGGCCGACGUCGCAUCCGGAUCAGAGUUUCUCGUCCAGAUCUCUGUCCGUUUCGGACUUCUCGAGGCUUCGGGAGGAAGAGGAGGCCCGUCUAAUCCGGCGCUUCGGGAAGCGGGGCUCGGGUCGGGCUGACUUCACCCUGCCCGCUGGUCUGCAUUGCACACCGCGGGGGCAAAUCUUCAUCGUGGACCGCGGGAACGCUCGCGUUCAGGUUACAGACCCUCGAGGCAACAUUCUUCAGCAAGUCAGUUCCCCGAAUACAGAGGAUUGGUCCAGGCGUCUCACGAACUUCUGGGAUGUGGCGGUCAACUCAAAAGGCCUUCUGGCACUAAGCUGCGUGGCAGAGCGCGCCCUGCUGGUCUUCAACCGCCACGGUCGACUCCUGCGCACCUUCGGGGGGUCCGGCGACGGACUGGAAGCUCCCCGGGGCGUGACGGUAACUCGCCAGGACGAGUUCUUAGUGGCGGAUGUCCGCAGGGGGACCCUGGUGCUUCUCGAGCCGCCCCGGGAGACCGGGUCCCGUUCGGGUCGAACCGUGGCGACGGGAUUCCGCCGCCCUUACUUGGUGGCGGCCUGCGUCGGCUCGGGGACGGUGGCCGUGUCGGAAGGCGGUCGCACGCCCCUCGUCAGAGUCCUGGGACCGGACUGGAACACUCUACGGAUUGUGGGGGCGUGCUCGGCCGCGGGGCCCGUCCUGGUCAGGCCCCGGGGCGUCUGCAUCGACGCCGACGGAGACGUGCUGGUCGCCGACUGGGGGGACGCCCACCGCGUGCUCGUGUUUCCGGCGCGAGGAGAGGGCCGGGCCUUGGUGCCGGGGGGUUUGAACGGUCCGAGAGGGAUCGGGGUCUUACCGGGGGGCCACCUAGUGGUGGCUGACAGUAUGAACCACUGCGUCAAGAUCUACCAGUACAAGUGUGAACAUGCUUAA